Ziziphus jujuba (common jujube) is the source of this 1036-nucleotide messenger RNA. RefSeq lists its product as uncharacterized. The transcript has 3 exons. The record is from RefSeq and is a predicted model, not a curated record. Bases 164 to 871 code for a protein of 235 amino acids. Lineage: Eukaryota; Viridiplantae; Streptophyta; Magnoliopsida; Rosales; Rhamnaceae.
GUUAUCUUAUUUUCCAUCUAUAGCUGUGUAGCAGCGUCUCUGAACACACUGAAAACUGAUCGAAAUUUUGGCUGACAGCUUUUUUUCCACACCAUAUAACACAGACAAACAAAGAAGAAAGAAGAAAGAAGAAAGAAGAAAGAAAAGAAGAAAGAUAACAGAAAUGAGCGCAGCGGCGAGUAGUCUAGGACCGGGUUGCUUGACAGCCUCUGCAAAGGCAACAACCCAUUUUCACAACAGCCACAAUGCCAAAGCAGUUUCUCUUCCCGUCUCUGCAAACCGUAAUUCCAACCACACUUUCUUCUCCUUCAAUUCGAAAGUUUUAGCUUUUCCUCCUCCAUUAUCCAUUUCCACCAAGUCCUCCUCCUCCGUCAAGACAGCUGUCGCCGCCGUUGACUCCGACCAGAUUAGUUCCUCUGAUCCCUCCGACAACAACAAGCAACAGGAAGCCAAAAGGUAUUACUUUGUGGUUGCAAAUGCAAAAUUCAUGCUGGAUGAGGAAGAGCAUUUCAAGGAGCUCUUGUUUGAGCGCCUUCGUCUCUAUGGAGAGCGCAACAAAGAGCAGGAUUUCUGGCUUGUGAUUGAGCCCAAGUUCUUGGAUAACUUCCCUAACAUUACUAAGAGAUUGAAAAGACCUGCCGUUGCUCUUGUUUCCACCAAUGGCCCCUGGAUCACGUUCAUGAAGCUGAGAUUGGAUCGAGUAUUGUCUGAGAGUUAUGCAGCUGAGAGUAUCGAAGAAGCACUGGCUUCUAAUCCUACCAACAUUGAGUUUGAGAAGCCUGAAAAGUGGGUAGCACCCUACCCAAAGUAUGAAUAUGGUUGGUGGGAGGCCUUCCUGCCCCCUGGAUCCAAAGAGGAGGCAAAAGUAUAGGUCUAGUUUUUCUUGUUUAAAUUGUACAACUUUCCCAAGUUAGUUGUGGCAAAUGGUAAUGAUUUCUCAAGUUUGAGUAGCUUAGGAGGUUAGAUUCAGUAUUUUGGCAUAUGAGUAUGUGUAGAGAUUUAGUAUCAUUAAAUGGCAUUUUCUAUCUUCUGUUGA